Messenger RNA from Acanthaster planci (crown-of-thorns starfish), 6803 nucleotides. It is a transcript of the gene rgs22, whose product is annotated as regulator of G protein signaling 22. Gene Ontology annotation, biological process: regulation of signal transduction. The record is from RefSeq and is a predicted model, not a curated record. NCBI's taxonomy places the organism in Eukaryota, Metazoa, Echinodermata, Asteroidea, Valvatida, Acanthasteridae. Gene Ontology annotation, molecular function: G-protein alpha-subunit binding. Gene Ontology annotation, cellular component: cytoplasm; nucleus.
UGUUCGCUUGUCAAGGUUGCGCGCGGCCGGCAUGCAUGGACGGUACAGUGACCUGAUUGCCAGUAGCAACAGACCAAGCGAUCGUUGAUCGUUAUCCGCUGAGUGCACUGUGGCGGUGCCGGUAUGGCAAUAACUUGACAGUGUGGUGGUCUGCUUAUUAUUUGUGUGGAGUUUUUAGCCAACAAAACACUGCAACGGCAAGUGAUCAUAUUAUGGCAGUGCUUGGUGUUCGGUUAUACGUCUGGGUCAGGCGUGCUAACUGGAUAUUUUUUGUCCUGCAGCUCUGACUGUUAAAGUUAAGAUGGAGAUUUUUUAAACUGAAAACUCCAGCAAGGGCAAACACAUCUGAGUCUUUUGUCAGUUUUGGAGUAUCGGCCUAAUUUUUACUGUGGAACAAAAUACUGCGUUUUGGCGGACCCUGGAGUCAUGAUCAACAUGUACAUUUCCCAGGAGUUCUGAACAGCUGUGAGAACAAUCAAGAUGCCCCAGAAAAAAAUAUCCAUAGUUCCACCAGUGGUGACUGCUGAUGACUUGGAGGACUUCUUGGCCACUGAUGACCUCUUUGUUGACUACUUCAAUGCAUUCCUUCAGCUUCCUACCUUUCCAGAACCCCUCAUUUUCAACAAGGAAAAGCGUGGUUUUGAGGUAGUGACUUCUGCCAAGCAGGCUCUGAAGGAGAAGAUUCGAUCUCUGGUCCGCUCCCAGCAAAAACCCAACCCGAUAUACACUGCUACAAAAAAGUUCAUGAAGUCGAAACUACCACUUGGAGCGAAGCUGCCAAGUGGACCGUUGUAUACAGAGGAAGAUUUUGAUGUGAAGACCAGCUUCAUGGUGCAGUGUCUCAACAAGGAGCAAGGAAUUAAGUGGAUUAAAGAGGAAAGAUUACCGGCUUUCUUGCAGAGUGAUACUUACUUGGAAUUCAGAUUGGCCAAACUUGUCUCACAGGUAGAGAUUGCUGCUAAAGACAGUGACGUGCCCAUUCACCUGUAUGUUGAUCCUACCUACACUCCAUUUGCUAUUGAAAAACCACCAGUUGUUGAACAACCUAAAGUGGAUGAGCAAGGUAUUGCAAUGCGUCAAAUGUUUGUCUGCAUGGGAGAAGCUCACCCUACGCAAUCCAAGGAAUGGUUUAGUGAUGUUAAGAUGAAAUCUAGCACAACCACUACCAAUUCAGUACAGCCACGGAGUUCAGAUGGUUUCAGUAGCUCACGACCGGCGAGUGGUCGGCCUUUGAGUGGUCGGCCACUCAGCUCAUCAAUGAGUAUUUGGGAUCAAGUGACAGCUGACAGUGGGAUUGGAAGCCCCUGGAGACAAGACUCCUUCAGUAACUCCAACUUCGACCCAGUGAGCUUGGAUGAUAUUCCUAACAGUGACAAGAUGUUUCAUAGUCCUCACAGGUUACGCUCACCACCUGUUUGGCGACCUCCUAUCGGUGAUGAUUCUUGUAUGGUUGCAGAGAAUGUCAGAAACAGUGGAAGCUAUAGUGGUCCUGUGCAUGUAGCUACAGUUGAAUCCAAACCAAAAGUAUCAGCAGAGGAGUCACUGGAUGAAGUUGAAGAAGAUGAAAAACUGAGUACUGAGAGUGGGUUUGAUGCUGAAAGUCAACAGCUUAAUGUAAGCGAUAACGAAAAUGAAGAAGACUUACCCGAACUCCAGCCACAACCGAUCCGAGUCUCCACUCUGGAGGACAUGGCGACUGUUGUCGUGUCUUUUGCUAUUAAGUCUGCCAUUACAAUGGCAACAGAUCUAUCCCAAGAUGAAAUCGAUACCUACAUUGAUGAGAAUAUUUUGAAGGCACUUGAUGUUUGUAGUGCUGAUUUGACUGAAGAGGCAUUGCACACCAUGGAGGUAUCUCUAUCCAUGGAACAGAAGAGGCCAUCAAUACUGAAAAAUGGCUUGGAUGUUCAGGAUGACUUGAGGACAAACAGUCGAAUAUCUCUAGCAACUGUGGGCCAAGAUGAUGUGGAAGAGGACUCCUUAUUUGACAGUGACAAUGAGAAUGACACUGAUGAAAUUAAGGACCCAUUCUUCUCGAAGCUCAGAUAUAGUUUUGAUUUGAGUAACAAAAGAGGAUUGGAUGGGUUCAAAAGAUUUCUUUGGGGUACAGCAGGAGAAAAAAUUUGGAACCUAUGGUUGGAUGUGGACCGUGGAUGUAUGAUUGAUGACACAGAGGUGCAACAACAUUUUUUGGGCCAGUUACGAGAUAAAUAUUUGAAGUCUGGUGGGGUUUGUGAGCUGCCAAGAGAGGUAUUGCAGUCUCUCAGACUUGAUGCACCAUCCAAAUGGACAAGUAUCGACAGAUUAGCCAAGAUACAACCCAACAUUAUUGCACCACUUCUCCUAUAUUGGGCUCCUCGAUUCCUAAUGCGGGAAAUGUACACUGGCAGCAGCAGUAGUGUAGCAACAACCAAUCAGAUCUACAACUACCAGAAGCUUCUCAACAACAGCAGCAGCAGCAGCAGCCAUCCUGAGCCUAGGACUGUCACUCUUCUACCUCUGCGACCCAAGACAUGCUGGCCAAAACUUAGACACAGUAUAGCUCUUCCAACAGAAGCAUCAAAUAGAAGAAAGACGUCUCCAAGUCCCCCUCAAAGCCGCCAAUCCCAACACAGCAAGACGCUGCCCAGUCUGCCCAUCUCCAGCUUAAUGACUUCAGUCACUCCCAAGAAGCCUACUCAUCACUCUAAGACAGCUUCUCCAUCAACACCUCGAAAGAUUACCAUUAGCAUUGGGUCCAAGAUGAAACCUAGCCCUCCUACAUCGCCUCCACCUGUUGACUCCCGUUCAAUUAAUAAGAAUCUCAGCAGCCGGACUGCUUCUGCGGAUGUAGCUUCUGAAAUACUAGAACAAGGAGAUGCUAGAUUUGGUGGUAGCAGUGGGAUGAACCAAGAAAGAUCAGUGACUAUAGGAGCUGAGGAAAUUGUUGGUGAGAAGGAGCAGGAGAAAAGUCAAGCAAGACCAAACACACCCUACAAGCCCAAGCGACCAAGCUCUGCCUCCUCUACAUCAAGUAGUGUUGCCACAGAGGAAAGUGAGUUCCUUGGAGGAAAUCGAAUGGAGAGUUUAUUAGAGGGACUUUAUCAUGAAAAGAAGGCAGGAGGAUUCUUCAUGGCUUAUCUGGAGAAACUAGACAACCCUACUCUCAUCAACUGCCUGAGUUGUUGGCAUGAGUUGCAGGAUUACCAUGCACUCUUCUAUGCAGAUGUCUUUGAUUCAUUUAGUCUACAUAGAAAAGCUCAGGCCAUCAAUUCUAAGUACAUCGUUCAUUGCUGCUUUUAUGACAUUGAGUGUUCCUCAGCUGUCCGGGCUCAGAUUUAUCGCGAAGUGUCUCCUCCAUUCGAGGAACUAUUUGAUGGUGCAGAGGAACAUGUUCUGGAAAUGCUAGUGAAGCCUUGGUCACAGAUGAAGGGUAGUGAUAUGGUCCUCUACAAUAAGAUUGAAUUAAUCUCUGAGGAGAGACAGCUGGAUGCAAUGAAUACCAGACAGCUGAAGAAUCUAACAAGACGAGGCUUCAUCAAAGAGCGAAUCUCUACACCUGACUUCAUGCUGGAUGAGGAUGAUGAGAGUAAGCAGGAAGCUUAUUACCAAGCACUCAGAGAGAAGAUCCCUGAGGAGUUCAGAGACUAUGACUUCAACAAACUCAUCCACAAUCGGCUGGAAUUGGAACACUUCCGCAACUUCCUAGAGGAUAACUACGCCAUUACUGACUUGAUGUGUUGGAUGGACAUAGAAUCUUUCCGCCGUACACCUUACCUUGAUGCCAACAAACGGGACACAAAAGCCAAGGAUAUCAAGACAAGGUAUCUGAAUAAGAAGUAUUUCUUUGGUCCCAACAGUCCAGCUACAAGACCUCAGCAGAAUCUGGUGAUGCAAGCUGGUGGAGGCUGGGGCAAACUGCUUUUAGAUCGACCUCCUGACCCCAUCCUGAUAGAAGCUCAGAAAUAUGUCCGUCAACGCCUAGAGCGAAAGUGGCUUCCUAUGUUCCUUCAGAGAGAAGAUUUCCAGGAGAGACAGCGGCCUCAUAUCAAAAUGGAGGACGUGGUGAAUGAUGUUAUGAAUGCUAAGAAACUGCGUUCCAUGGCUAUCUAUAGGAUUCUUGAAGGACGAUGGGUGUCAUCAUCUCGUGACAUCAUCGCCUUCCGCCAGGCUUUGAUGAACCCCGUCACAUGCAGUCACUUCAGGAAAUUUGUAUCUGUCAAGGGAGACAACUUGGAAAAUGAUGUACUUUUUUGGCUGGAGGUUCAGAAAUUUAAGGAUAUGUACCACUCCCAUAGUGAUGAGUCUAUCAUCCAACAAAAGAUACAAGCCAUCCUUCGCUGCUUCAUCAUGUCUGAAAUUCCUCCCAAUCUUCACAUUGAUAUCACUCCUGAGAUGGCUGAGAAGAUCAUGGAUAAAAGACCAAGAGAAAUGGGUCCUUAUGUCUUCAGAGAAACCCAGAUGACAGUUUUCAAGGUACUGUUUCAACACUGGGCUGACUUCCAGAAAUAUCGCACUUCCCUGUCAGAAGAGAAAAUGCUGUAUGAUCUCGAGAGGAAGAGAAAGAAACUACGACGUAAGGAGAUGGAGAUGAGGCGAAUGGAGGAAGAGAAGGAGGCCCGUAAGGAUGAAGAUGACCAAAACAGCAUAGGUUCCAAGUCCUUGAGUCGCCGUUUCAGUGUCUUCGCCGAGUUCUUGGAUGAAGGAGAAGAUGAGGAGGAUUAUGAAGGACAAGAAAAAGUUCACUGGAAAUAUUCUGACUAUAUGACAGCACUGGAUAGAGAACAGAAAUUGCUGCAUGGAGAUGAUAGAGCAUCGAGCAUAUUGUCCGCUAUUGACAGCUACACUGAGGAACAAAACUCACAGGCUAGAUCUAGCAGGACUCCACAGAGUGAACAGGGUACUGACUCAUCAGACAAAGGGUCCAAAGGAAGAUAUAAGACCAGAAACAAGGCUGACAGCCAACCCCAGGGCAAAGAGGUCAAGAAAAAGGUCACCAUGAAUAUACCAACCAAGGUUGAAAGUCAAGGGUCACUGAAAAAAUUGGCCAACGGAAAGGAGGUUUUGUUGAAUGGUCAUCAAAGAGAAAAAGGAAAGAAAAGAACACCGGCUGUAAAUGGCUCAAGGAAGAGAUAAAGCCAAUGGACGCACCAAUCACAAAAUAGUAUCGGAAAUUGGACCAAAAAGGUCCAAUUGCCUUGCAGAGGUUCUUACAAUUUCAAUCCCACCUACUUUUAAAAUGCAGAUUUUGUAAAAUAUAUUUCUGUACAAAUGAUAUUUAGUGAAUUUUUGAAUAGCAAUAGUCAGCAAUGAGCUGUUUUGUUUCAACACAAGUUAACACUGUGGUGUAAAUGUUGCAUUACAUACAGAGUCGAUUGAAUUCUACGCAUCACUGUCUUUUUGUGUGUAUUUUGCCAUACAUUUCAAUUUCACUUCUGUUUAUGUAUAUACACUUUUAUUUAUGUUUAGUGUUUGCUGUACUCUAUGUAUAUUUCGUUCUUGGUUGAAGUUCAUCUAAAUAUAAACUUAAGUGCCUUAAUAUUGCUGCCUUUGUUGCACAAAAACCUUGGACUAAAAUUCAGCCACAAUAGAAGUACAUGUAUAUUGACAUUUUGUUAACUGGAUUUUCUAAGACUUUUUCACGAAAUGCAAAUUUUGUGUGCAUGUGUGUGUGGUUUUUAUUUAAAACAGUGUUCAAAUAAUGUCUAUUUUUCAUGACAGGCUUUUGGAAAUACUCUUCUCAAACUGUUUUAAAGUGUACAUAAUGUGUUUAAAUGCAAAUUUUAUUCAAAUUUGUUUGUUCACUAUUUAUGCCAUUGUGUUUUCCCAAAUGUUUGCGGACGAACAGAUGUAAUAAUUCCUCUAAACCUUGCCACGUUGCACUGAAAGAGUAGUAAAGCUAGACAUUGUAUUGAAAUUGUUAGCACCUUGUGUGAAAGAGUAACAUAUUAAAGUGCUCUUAACAUUUUUUUAAUUUUAAAUGUACCCGCACAGUUCAGGUUCAGUAUAUUGGUAGGUUUCAUAUUGGAUAUCACAGCAUGAAAAUCUGACACCCAACUGUGUUGUGAAGGAUAUGGAAUGUACAGAGAGACGAGUUUUUGUUGAUGUAAGAAGGGUAUAUUUAGACCUUUCAGCCUUUUUAUCAAGCUGUCAAGGGUUACAUUUACCCUUCUGUGGUUCAACAAACACAUCAUAUAGCCCUUAGAAUUUAAUGAGCUUGGAAACAAAUAUUUACUUUCUUCAGGUAAGCAAUAAGUGCUGCUAAUGUGUGCUUGAACUUUUUAAAUUGUUGCCAAAUAGAACAAAAUAAAUAGACUAAAUUAAGGAGUUGCCAUUACUGCGGCGGCACUGCACUUGAUGAAUGUAUGCAUUUGGCAAAUCAUGAUACUCUAUUGGUCAAAGAGUUAUGUAAUGCAAACAUGCAUGUACUACCUGUCCAUGAACGUUGUGCUACUGUAAUAAUGGCUUCUAAUUCUAGUCACUGAAUAACACUGCAAUUCACAUACAGAUUCAACAUUUAGUUAGAAAGGAAGAAUGGUAUCAACCUGGCAUAAGACAGUUGUGUCCACCAAUCUGUAAAAAUGACCAACAGAUUUUUGAAACAGGUGAAUAUGGAUAAAUGUACAUGUAUAUGUAAAAGCAAUGGUCCCAUCCGUAGUCUCAAAAGUACUGAGCUUUGAGAAUUUCUUUUGGAUGAAAGUAACUGAUUAGGUUUUGUUACCUGUUUUAAUUGUUUAAACGGAUUGGCCAUAGAACAAUAAAGCCCACACAGGUUGCUGAAGACUACAAAGAUAACAGAACAAAAAUAAAAUAUGGGCCAAAAAAUA